Rhizophagus irregularis DAOM 181602=DAOM 197198 is the source of this 1635-nucleotide messenger RNA. RefSeq lists its product as uncharacterized. Lineage: Eukaryota; Fungi; Glomeromycota; Glomeromycetes; Glomerales; Glomeraceae. Gene Ontology annotation, cellular component: membrane. The record is from RefSeq and is a predicted model, not a curated record.
UACCUUAUACAUAUAAAUAUAUAUAUUAAUAUAAACAGUAUCUAUACAUACUUCGUUGAACGAUCAAACUUUCUUUUCUUUUCUAUCUAGAAUUUUCUUUAUUUUUAAGAAGAAUAAAUAUUUUGUUUAUUUUUUUUAAAAAAAAUAUAAGAAUACAUAAUGACGAAACAAGUGAAACCAACCCUAAUUUCUAUUAUUUUAUAUGAAGCUUUAUUUUUAAUUUCCGGUUUUUUUUCAACUCUUGGACAACAAUUUUUAUAUUAUCAAGGUGCUGCAACUGGUUUGAGUCUACUUACCAAUACGGCAACUUAUUUGGGUAUGGCAGCUGUUGGGUUUUUACUUUUGCCUGGAUGGUAUGGAUCUCGUAAAAAUAAUGAUGAUAUUAAUAUGGCAUCGAUGACAAAAGAUUAUCAAUUAUUACCAGGAACUGAAGAAGAAACUUCAAUAGAUGCUCAAAAUAUUAUUAAUACGAACCAACCAAAAGAGGUUGUAGAUCAUAAAAUCAUUUUCGCUGCUGCUUGUUUAGAUGUUAUUGCCAAUUUCGCUUUAACAAUUGGAUUCUUUUAUGUUGGAAGUGGGAUGUACCAAGUAAUAUAUAGUUCGGUUGUUAUUUGGUGUGCUAUUCUUUCAUUCUUUUUUCUUGGACGAAAAAUUUCCUUCGUACAAUCGAUUUCUAUUAUUGGUGUAUCAGUUGGACUUGCACUUAGCGCAUUAGGAAUAAAUCAAAAUAAGGAAUUGACUACGCCACCACCACCAUCAAGUUCAACGGGAACGACGAUGCCACAUUCAUAUCACAUGUCUAACACUAUGUUUGGAAUGCUUUUAACAUCAUUCGCAACAUUUGGAUACGCAUGUGUUUAUGUUGUAUCAGAUCAAAUUUUAACAGCACGAGCACCAAAUACACUACCACCAUCACCAAAAAAAGUAUGUUUUUUAGUAGGAACAUAUGGUAGUUUAAUAUCAUUUAUAUAUAUAAUAUUUUAUACUAUUCCAAAUUGGAAUAUAUUAAUAACACAAGAGAUGGUAAAAAAAAUACCACAUUCAAGUAAUUUUGUGAUAAUUUUAAUGUAUUUUUUAUUAUCUUUUUCAUCAUUUAUUCAUAAUUUUGCAUAUUAUUGGUUAAUGAAAGAAAUUGGUAAUGUUUCUACGAGCAUAUUAAAUGCAUUGAGAGCCAUAAUUGUAUUUGGGUUAAGUCAUAUGAUGUUUUGUAAAAUUGACCAUGGACAAUGUUUAAAUAUUUGGAAAGGGUGGAGUGCAUUUAUAGUGGUUGGAUUUGUUACAAUUUUUUCUGUGAGUAAGGCAAGAGAAUCAAAAUAAAUAAAAUAAAAAAAUAUAUAUAUACGUAUAGAGGGAGGGUUAUAUAUAGUAAAUUCUGUGAGUAAGGCAAAAUAAAUAAAAAUAUAAUGGGAGGGUUAUAUAAUAUAUACAGUAUUAUAAAUAUAUUAUCAAUAAUUUAAUUACAUGUAAUAUUAUAAUAAUUAUGAUCUUGAAUUCAUUUAUUUAAGUAGACUAAUCAUAAUAUUUACAAUAAACUACAAAAACUUAGAAAAAUUAACACUUAUAACUAACACUUAACACUUAAGACUUUUAGCAACUACUACAUAAUAACAAAUUACAACUACAGAUCAUAAUAAC